This is a messenger RNA of Pieris rapae (cabbage white), 3969 nucleotides long. RefSeq lists its product as uncharacterized. NCBI's taxonomy places the organism in Eukaryota, Metazoa, Arthropoda, Insecta, Lepidoptera, Pieridae. The record is from RefSeq and is a predicted model, not a curated record. The transcript has 6 exons. The coding region runs from base 132 to 1931 and encodes 599 amino acids.
UAUAGUAACCGUCGAGUCGCAUUGUUUGUGUCAAAAAGAUUUAUAAAUAAUUAUUUAUUUCUUUCGUUAUUUAAGACUUAUAUACGAUUCAUAAGGAGGAGGUGGAUUUGAGCACUAUUUAAGAAUUCAAAAUGGCUUCAAAUGAUUUUAAUAAAAAAAUAAGAGAAGAUAGAGAGGCAAGAGUUCAGGCUCGAAUUCAGAAGUUAAGAGAAUUGAAUCUUAAAAAAUAUGGACAAAGCGAAACAAAUAGAAACAAUACUCCAAGAUCAGCUUCAGAAAAUGCUGUAUGUCCAAAAAAUAAACCAAAUUUUAUAAAUAAUUUAAAAUCAGAUAAAAACUUAAAUUCGCUCAAGAAACCAACAACCAUUUCUAAUGUACUUCCCAAAAAAACUGAAUAUCCUAGUGGUAUACCUAAAAAAACACAACCUCAUAUCAAAAAUAUUGUUAAGGACCUCAAAAAGCCAGAAGCAAAAGAUAUCCAAACAAAUAUAAAUGGUGUUGUUAAGAAGGAUAUAAAGAGUAACCAAAAGCAUGUCAAUUGGGAUAUUAAGAAGGCGGAAACAAACAAUUUGGAUAGAAAUAAAAUUGUACGAUUACCGCUCAAUGGGAGUAUUAAGGCUAAAGAAAAUGCUAAUUUAAGAAAAUCCGUUAUUCCAACGAAACCUCCACUUAAUAAUAGAAAGAGUUUCAUACCCACUAAUACAGCAGUAGCUAAAAAAUCUACUACUACUACCAAAAUUGAAAGUACAUUGGGAAAGAGAGAAUCUGUUUUUGAACGACUCUAUAAACCGAAAACUGUUUAUACAGAGCAUAAUAUUAAACAUCACAUAAAACCCAUUGCUCCUCCAAUAGUAAACAGACGAAAUACUACAUUUGACCAAAGCCAGAGGGCUAAGCCCCCAGUUCGUAGAUCUAUAUCUGCUGUACACUUUAAGAAAAUUGACAAAGGGCAACUUAAAAACUGCAUACACAGAUGGGCGUCCAUUGGAGAGAAAAUAAACAAAGUGUCAUUGCAUAACAUUAAUGAAGAUGAAAACAUCCAAGAAAUGGUAUCAGCAGUGAAGAGCGAACAGAAAAAAGUAAAAUUCCAAACACCAAUGACAAAUCCAGAUGAAAUGAGAUUGAAAUUAGUGAAAUGGUUGGAAAAACGCGGAAAAACUAUUGAUACAUACCAGCAUUUACACUGUUUUGGCAUUCAACGAGCAUUUGAUAUUCCAAAGUUUGAUUAUGGCGAUGAAGAUAAGGAAAACCAGCCGUUAGAAAAUGAUAGUGAUAAUGAAUCAUUUACUGAGUUGAAUGGACAGCUAAUUAAUAAAUGGAGGAGUCCUAGUAAUAUGGACAGUGUGGAAUUCAAUGAAAGCUAUGAAACAGCAAUCAUUUCUGACCCAUCACCAAUGGUGGAUGAUGCAUUGUUGGGUGCUCUGAAAGAUUUGACGGAUAUAUUAAGACAUGGAUAUAGCUGGGAGGAAGGGGCUCGUUGGCUCCGUGCAAUAAGAGAUACAUACAGUGAUGCCCAAGAAACGGCCACAUAUUGGGAAUGUAGAGCCGCCUUAGAGGAAGCCCGAGGGGACAUGCCAGCUUCCAUGCAGUGCUGGGAACAAGCGCUGGCUAAGGGAACCAAUCGGACAGUAGCAGAAGAAAACAUUGACCAGUUGCUAGCCAAGUUUAUGCAGUUGAAGAUUAACCCUGGUUCCGAGAAGAAAGUGGAUCCAAAGUUGGUUGACGCAAAAAAUGUCUUUAAAAGUACAUUGCUUAGAUUUGCUGUGCAGGAAAAUAAUAAACAAAUAACUCCAACAGUGACACCCGUUCGACGAAGUGCGAGGCUUAAUGACAGGAAAACUCCACUAAAACUAUUCAGCACUGUGCAACAAGCACUAGACACGGAAAACGCCGAAUUCAGGCCUAAUAGAGCUAUUGCUCCCACACCUUAGCUUUAUACGAUGAUUAACACGUCCAAAAUUAUUCAAGCAAAUGUAUAGGCAUAUAUAAGUUGUUAGUUCUCAUGCAAUGUCUUGUUAUCAAAAACUCAUUACAUAUAAUCGUUACUUAAAAAUGGCCUGUUUUCUCAGGGAAUGAUAGUCACGUGAUCAUUCCCAUACAAAAGGGUUUGGUGUUAGUAAGGUGUCGUUAGAAGUGUUUUUGUAUCUGUCGUGAAAUCUACUUGUUUAUUUUUUUUAUAACUUAAUAUACGGCAAUAAGACUUUAGUCGCAAGUGAAGGGAUGAAAUCUAAGAUAAUCAAGAAGCUAAGCUAAUAUUAUUAUUCUUGGCACAACUCAUAAAAUCGAAAUUUGUUUAUUUUUUUUAUACUUUAGCGACUAACUUCGGUUAAUUGAAUUUUGAUCCACCUUUCGCAACUAAAUUCUGUUAUUCAAUACCGACUAAUACUGAGGCCAGAACGUUAUUUAAACUUAAAAAGUUUAAAAAGCUGUUUUUCUCUAUGAAGUUUGACAUAUGACAGCGCUCAAGUGGAGAUGCGACUUGAGAUAGGUUUCAGAAUGUAAAAUGUUGAAAAAAUUGCGUACAACAAAUUUUGAUGCUUGGUAAACACGUUUACUAAGCUGUAGAAGUAAAAGUUUGCUUUUCAUUCGUAUUCAAAGAUCAUUAGGGUAAAAUUUUACUAUCAAAUUGUACCAAAUUUAACGGCAUUUUUUAAAAUUUUUCUUACCGGAAAUAUUGCCAUGAACAACUCUACGAUAUCGUUGCCAGUAAUACUUUUUAAAAUUCUCUAUUACCGAAUGACUCGCGACAAUGGUACAAGUAAAAGCGGCAUGAGCAGUGGAUGACCUGAAGAUACGCUGUCUGACAGGGUUGUGUGUAACUGAAGGUUGCAAAAGUAAUCGAUACUGGCGCCAUCAAACGGUUAAUUAUUCAAUAUGUCAAAUCAAAUACCGACUUUAAUGUAUCUCCCAUUUGAAGCGACAACAAUGAAAAUAUACGGUAAUAGUCUUAAUUACUAAUAUUUUUCUGUUUGUUUUUACGAAAUUUUUUGGAUAUUGUACAGGUGUUUCUACCUAGUACUCGAAUGUUUUUGAAUGCGAAUAUGAAUGUAUCCCCCAUUUAAAGUGACAAUAAAGAAAAUUUACGGUAAUAGUCUUAAUUACUAAUAUUUUUCUGUUUGUUUUUACGAUUUUUUUUGGAUAUUGUACAGCUGUUUCUACCUAGUAGGUACUCGACUGUUUUUGAAUGCGAAUAAGAAUGUAUCUCCCAUUUAAAGUGACAAUAAUGAAAGUAUAUGGUAAUAGUCUUAAUUACUAAUAUUUUUCUGAUUUUUUUUUACGAAAAGAUUUUGCAUAAUGUACAGGUGUUUCUACCUAGUACUCGAAUGUUUUUGAAUGCGAAUAAGAAUGUAUCUCCCAUUUAAAGUGACUAUAAUGAAAGUAUACGAGAGUGAACGGAUGACUUUUUUGGGUCUAUUUGGCCUAAAUUACUAAUUGUGCACCGAAAUAGUUGUGGUCGACUUAUGAUUAAAUGAUUUUUGGAACGCUUAUGUAAAGCUAUCACUGUUUUUGUGCUUUUUAUGACCUUAUGUUUUAUAUUAAAAUCAUGAAUUGUUUAACUUUCGUUUAUAACCAUGUACGUUUACUUAAAUAACUAGUGUAUUUCUACAGAUAUAUGUAAAAUAGUACCUUCGCAUGACAUUUACUAAUAUUUUACAAUACAUUUAUUAAGGUUAUCAAUAUCUUAGAUGCGUUAGUGGAAUUAGUAACACAAAAAGUUCAUUAAAAAGUUAACGUCGCAACCCUAAUGAUAUCUCACCAUAGUACUGAUUAUGGACAAACCAAAGCAUGUUUUGGUUUGUCGAUUUAAAAUUUAGCUUAAAAAAAGGGUUUAGACUGUAUUAGCCAAAACAUAUGUAUAUAGGUUAUAUUUUUUUGUAUUCUUUAAACACUCUUAUAUGGCGCUGGUUAAGAUUUGCCGUGUGUGGUCCGUAAGACUUGUUUUGUGUCAUAAAUAAAUUGUAAAUAUUU